Molecule: messenger RNA, 939 nt
Organism: Jaculus jaculus (lesser Egyptian jerboa)
Lineage: Eukaryota; Metazoa; Chordata; Mammalia; Rodentia; Dipodidae
Product: olfactory receptor 5W2-like
Exons: 1
Coding region: 7-939 (310 amino acids)
Biological process (GO): sensory perception of smell; G protein-coupled receptor signaling pathway
Cellular component (GO): membrane
Molecular function (GO): olfactory receptor activity; G protein-coupled receptor activity; odorant binding
Source: RefSeq, a predicted model, not a curated record
AGAAAAAUGGACACAGGAAACUGCUCCUUGUUUACUGAAUUUCUCCUGUUGGGAAUCACUAAUAACUCUGGUAUGAAAGUAGUUCUGUUCAUUGUGUUUCUACUUGUCUAUCUCAUUAAUCUGCUGGCAAAUUUUGGUAUGAUCAUUUUAAUAAGAAUGGAUCCCCAGCUUCAAACACCAAUGUACUUUUUCCUGAGCCACCUCUCUUUCUCUGACCUCUGCUACUCUACUGCCGUUGGGCCCAAGAUGCUGGUGGACCUGUUGGCCAAGAACAAAUCAAUUCCUUUUGUUGGUUGCGCUCUGCAGUUCUUCUUCACCUGCAUCUUUGUUGAUGCUGAGUGCAUGCUGCUGGCAGUGAUGGCCUUUGAUAGGUACAAGGCCAUCAGCAACCCCUUGCUCUAUGCAGUAGAAAUGUCCAGCAGGGUGUGCUACCAACUCCUGGUUGGAGUAUACCUUGUGGGAAUGGUAGAUACUGUGGUACAUACUAUAAUGACCUUCGGGUUAUGUUUCUGUGGGACGAAUGAGAUUAACCAUUUCUUCUGUGAUAUCCCUCCUAUCCUGAUGCUAUCGUGCUCAGAUAUACAAGACAAUGAGUUAGUAAUGUUCGCCGUAUUUGGUUUCAUAGAGCUGAGCACCAUCUCAGGAGUUCUUGUCUCCUACUGUUACAUCCUCUCGUCUGUCUUAAAGAUCCGCUCUGCUGAGGGGAGGGCCAAAGCCUUCUCCACCUGUGCCUCUCACUUAACUGCAGUUGCGAUUUUCCAGGGAACUCUCCUCUUCAUGUACUUCAGGCCAAGUUCUGCUUAUUCUCUGGAUCAAGACAAAAUGACUUCACUGUUUUAUACCCUUGUCAUUCCCAUGCUGAACCCACUGAUUUACAGCCUGAGGAACAAGGAUGUGAAAGAAGCUUUGCAAAAACUGAAAAAUAAAAUUUUGUUUUAA